Dufourea novaeangliae is the source of this 770-nucleotide messenger RNA. RefSeq names its product general odorant-binding protein 69a-like (gene Obp1). NCBI's taxonomy places the organism in Eukaryota, Metazoa, Arthropoda, Insecta, Hymenoptera, Halictidae. Gene Ontology annotation, biological process: sensory perception of smell. The record is from RefSeq and is a predicted model, not a curated record. The transcript has 6 exons. The coding region runs from base 69 to 494 and encodes 141 amino acids. Gene Ontology annotation, molecular function: odorant binding.
GAAAGUGUCAGUCGCAAACCAAGUGAGAAUCCCGCCAAACAAAAAAAAAAAAAGGAAAAUCCACUACGAUGGAUACCAAACACUGUCUGCUAUUCCUCGGCCUGGUGUGCGUGCAGGCAGCGCUCGUUAGUGCCGUGCCGGACUGGGUGCCGCCAGAGAUAAUCGAAAUGGUGCAAGAGGACAAGGCACGGUGCAUGGGUGAACACGGUACACAGGAAGCGCAGAUCCAAGAAGUGAGCGCCGGGAAUCUGAUAAACGACAAGUCGAUCACGUGUUACAUGUACUGCCUUAUGGAGGCGUUCAGUUUGGUCGACGAGGAUGCUAACUUAGAGACCGAGAUGCUGUUGGGUAUUCUUCCGGAGAAUCUGCAGGCCACGGCUGCCGACAUUAUGGGAAAAUGCACCCCAACAAGCGGCAGCGACAACUGCGAAAAAAUAUUCAAUCUGGCUAAGUGUGUCCAAGCAGCUGUGCCAGAGCUGUGGUUCAUCAUCUAAACCGAGACGAGAGUUCGUACACGGGACGGCGAGACGGAAUUCUACAUACGAUCGAGCAACGUGAAAUCAAGAAACGGGACGAGAAACGAUCCCCCAACGAAGAAAAGCAACACAACAGGAAAUCGCGUCAACGUGUGAAACGAAAACCAUUCGAUUCCCGUACAGGUACACAACCUAGUUCACCUAGCAUAACGAUCAACUCUCCGCUCGUUUCUGAGUGCGGGUCUGUAAACAACCGAACGAACAAAUAUACGUUUUAUUGUAAAAAAAAAAAAA